AUGCAAGGAAUCCGCGCGGACCUCCAGCAGUAUAUCGGGGGUGGGCAGAAACCCCACCCUGACACGUCGAUUCGUGAAUUUCCAUUGUCGGUUUUCGAGAGGGCGCCGCGGCCGUCAUUUUCAAGGCUUGCGCCCGCCAGUUUUGGGCCCAAGGUCGUUUUCACUAAACCACGUUUUGCUAAAGGGAGUUCUGUCCAUUGCCGAGUACAUGUUUGUGCAGAUUUUUCCUCCUCUACCAGCGCCGCCGGGCCCUGCCGCGGCGCACGCUGUACGCCGCCCACCGUUGGUGCGCCGGCGCAGCAGCACAGAGCCGGCCGAGGCGGACGCGGACGCGUCGUCCGGGUCCGUUCCGUUGCAUCUUCGGGGGGCCUCGUCUGUCCUGCCGACUGCGUCUUUUCCGACAAUCGGCGCGGAGUCGGCGUAGAAUCGGCUGGGAUACGACGUGGACUCGGCGUGGAUACGACGUGGACUCGACGUGGGUUCGACGCGCUCGACAUCGAUUCGACGCGGACAUCGACGCGACGAGACAGACGAAGCCCCCGAAGAUGCAACAGAAGGUCCGCCGCAGGCCUGGUGCUCCUCAACGUCGUGACGGCGCUGUUCGGCUGCAACCAGGCGCUGAUCAAGACGCUGGAGACGGACGACGCGACCGCGGGGGCGAUGGAGAGCUCCGUGCUCAUGGCCCUUCGAUUCAGCAUCGCGGCCGCGGCGAUGGGGGGCCUCGCCGUGGGUGGGCGGCUCCUACAGGGCGGAGCGACGAGCAGCACCACGGCUGGAUCCGGGGCCACCGCCGUCGCGCAGCCGACGUCCAGCAGCUGGGCCUUCGUGGCCGGCGCCACCGAGCUGGCCAUGUGGCUGUUCCUCGGGUUCAUGACCCAAGCGGUGGGCCUGCAGCACACGACAGCGUCAUCCGGAGCCCUCCUGGGGAGCCUCACCGUCGUCGUGGUGCCCAUCCUCUCGAUGCUCGACGGCAAGAGGAUCGGCACUACCUCCUGGGCAUCCGUGGGCCUGGCCGUGCUGGGCAUCGUGCUUUUCGUAGGCCCCGGCGCGCUCGAGGGGGCCGACUGGGGGUUGGGCGAUGCCCUGGAGCUGGCCAGCGCCUUCUUCUUCGCCGUGCAGAUGUGGCGGUGCGAGAAGGUCGUGCGCGGCAUGCCCGAGAGCCAGAUCGCCGACCUCACCUGCCUGCAGCUGGCCAUCGUGGCCGCGUUCUCUUGGCUGGCCCUGCUGGCGCAGGGCAUCAGCAUUCCCGGCACCCUGGAGGCAAUGGCCUCCUGGCCCGCGGACCAGUGGGCGCAGGUGGCCGCAAUGGGGCUGGUCACCACCGCCUUCUGCAUUUGGGCCGAGACGGCUGCACUGAGGAAGGUGGACGCGUCCAUCGCAGCGCUGAUAUACGCGAGCGAGCCCAUAUGGGGCGCUCUGUUCGCGUACCUGUGGAGGGGCGAGACCCUUGACGGCACCCUCACGGUCGUGGGCGCCGCCUUGCUCUUCCUCGCCUCGGCCGCCGGGGCACUCUCGUCUGGGCAGCAGGACUCGGACGCAGCGAGCGACCCCGCGCCAGACGCGCCACCGAAGGCGCCUGGCGGGCAGACGUUCUGGCCCGCGCGGCCACACGUGGAGGCCCUCGAGGCUGCCUGGGUGGAGACGGGGCGCCAGGAGGCGGCGGCCGGUGCCCGCCUCCCGGAAGCCGCGGCACAGGCGGGCCGCUCCGGAGGCGGCGGCGACCUGGCGAGGCCGCUCCGGGACCCGCGGCGCGGCCUGGCGGUUGUGGCGGCGUGCUCGGGCAGGGAUCAAGACUGA
Prorocentrum cordatum is the source of this 1797-nucleotide messenger RNA. The record is from the annotation of a GenBank genome assembly. NCBI's taxonomy places the organism in Eukaryota, Dinophyceae, Prorocentrales, Prorocentraceae.